Penicillium verhagenii is the source of this 1017-nucleotide messenger RNA. RefSeq lists its product as uncharacterized. Gene Ontology annotation, molecular function: DNA-binding transcription activator activity, RNA polymerase II-specific; zinc ion binding. The record is from RefSeq and is a predicted model, not a curated record. NCBI's taxonomy places the organism in Eukaryota, Fungi, Ascomycota, Eurotiomycetes, Eurotiales, Aspergillaceae. The transcript is spliced from 2 exons. Gene Ontology annotation, biological process: regulation of transcription by RNA polymerase II. The annotation marks the transcript as partial.
UGUGAUGAACAAUUACCAGCAUGCAAAUCUUGCACUUUCCAUCGGUUGGAUUGUCAGUAUAGGAGUCUGGAAUCUCUAGUCCAUAAGAAUGAUUCUAGCAUUCAGAUUCCAAGACAGAACGAAGUGUUACAACUUGACAUAAGACUCCUAGAAGCAAAUUUACUGCACCAUUAUUAUACCGACCCCGAUAUAAUACAGACAGAAGACACUCACUUCUGGCGUUCAGUUAUUCCAAAAAAUGCCAUGCGGGAGCCGUUUGCUUUGGAGAGUCUUUUAGCAUUCACUGCCCUUCAUAAAGCGUAUCUCGAAACCAACCAAAGAAGGUUCUGGGUGAUGACUGCAUUGAGCUAUAACGACAAAGCCUGCUCGAAGCUAUCGGAAAUUGUGGGCCGCAUUUCCGCAAGCACAGCACAGGCCGCGUUAGCAUGCUCUAUCUUCAUCACACUCUUUGUCGUUGCACAGCAUCAGUUCUCAACUCCCUUCAGUUAUCUGGGUGAGGUUUUCCGGAUCAAAAGUCUUAUCCAAGGCUGCACACUUCUAUGCAGCCAAACCCUGUCAUCUGAUUCCGACAUUAUCUUGUCAGCCAGUCAAGGCGAGGAUAGCGGAAAUGAUAAGCAAAUAUCUCGAGAACGACGCGCAAAUUCAAAACUGCACCAGCAACCCGAUACAUAUCUCUCUUCGCCAAAUCACCAAGUGUACAUUGUCACCGUGAAAACUCUCCUUGACAUGUUUGGUGGCAAAAACGCAAACGGACAUCUUCCAUCUAUAUAUUCAUGGCCUCAUUCCUUCCAAGGCGCAUUUAUAGACCUGCUGCAAGCUCGGGACUUUGUUGCUCGUCUUAUCUUCCUCCUUUAUCCCUGGAGACUUCACAUAUUCAAGGACUACUGGUAUAUUGGAGAGUUUGGCGAGAAGCUUGCCGAUGAACUUUUCCCAGCUGAUGAACCCAUACCUGCUGACUGGAUGGAAAUAUUUCAGUAUUUGAAAGAGCAGUUCAAAAGUCCUGCUGAGUCAACUUGA